Messenger RNA from Stylonychia lemnae, 1662 nucleotides. Lineage: Eukaryota; Ciliophora; Spirotrichea; Sporadotrichida; Oxytrichidae. The record is from the annotation of a GenBank genome assembly.
AUGUUUAAAGAAAUAAAAAAGUUUGUUGAAGAAAAAUAAUAGAAUUUCUCGCCCAAAAAUGAAACUAAAACUUAACUGGCAACUUCAAAUUAAAAGAUGGGAGGAGGAUACACAAAAUUGAACUAAAAGAAAUAAGAAACAAAAAAAGCCCUUUAAUUUGUAAGAGAUAAGGAUGGGGAAAUAAUCAAGGAGAAGCUAAAGGAAUAAAAGAAAAAUCCUCCAUAGGUUUAAUUGCUGUAAAGAGAACUUGAAGAAUAAUUGCAAAUUAUUAAAAAUCUCGAAUAAAGAGAAGCUGAAAGAUAAAAAGAAUUUAAAAAGAAAUCUACUUUAAGCCAAAAGAGAGUUAUAAAAAAGCAAAAGAAGGAAGAAGCUAAAUUAAUUCAAUAGUAUCUUGAAGCACCAGUAGAUCUGGAAAGUAUCAGAACAAUUGAUGAACCAAUGAGCUAAAAAGAUCUUCUACGAUAGAAAAUGACUUCAAAUGAAAAAAUGAGAUCUCAGGAUAUAAAUGAUAGAAGUCCAUUCAAAAAUACUGAGUAAAUACUUCAAGAGUUUAAUUAAACUCAAUACUUUAGGUAAUAAAUUAUAUCAUCUCCAAAAUCCCCUAAACCUGAUCCAAGAGAACUUCCUCUAAAACAUAAUUUCAAAAACUAGAGAUUAGAAUCCUAAGAGUAAUUAAAAUCAGAGAAAUAGUUGCAAGAAGAAUAAUAGAAAACUUAAAAAUCUGAAAAGAUAAGAUCAAUCAUAAAAUCAACAAUUAGAAAUUAACAAAGUAUUGAAAGAGACGACAACUAAAGUAAGAUUAAGAAGUCUUUGAAAGAAUUCAAUCAGAAAGUCAGGGAAGAAAAUAAAUUACUCUAGAAGAAAUAGUAGGUAUUAGAUCAAGAUGAAGUCCACUAUCAAUAUGAUGUAUAAAUAUAGCAAAAACUUUCAUUCGAUCAGCAAUGCUAAUUGUAAUAGGAAUAUGAUAACUCAUUUCAAAUGGAGAAGGAAAAUGUUAGAAUGAAUUCAAACUUGAAUUAAUUGAAUACAGUUACACAAACUAACGCUAACACUAAUACUAAUUCAUACUUUAAUUCUUAGCUUCCUGAAACUAAAAUAAACAGCCCAAGGUAAUAUCAAGUUAUUGAUUAGCUGAAAUAGACUUCAAAAAUAAACAAAAGCGAAAUAUUUUAAAUCUUGGAUGAUAUUUCCACUACAAUACUUAAUAAUAAAAAUAACUAAUAAAGCGAUUUGAGAUUUGAUUAUUCAAACAGAUAAACUAAAGCUAUUGAGCCUUAAACAUAUAGAUAUGUGCAAGAACAGAUUAUUCCAAGUUCAAGAUAAAGAACAAAAGUUGACAUUGAUCUUGAUAACCUAAGAGCUGAACUUUAAAAUUAUGAAAAUCAAUUGCUGAUCAAGAGUCCAACCUAAGUCAAAAAUGAGAUUGAAAUUGAUAAUUUCAUUUAUAGCUAUAACUAAAAGUCUUAAGAUGAUGAUUUAGGGAAUUCUUUUAAAGAAGAUCGGAUAAGGUCUCCAAAGAUGGUACGAUUCGAAGGUAUAGAUUUAGAUUCUUUUGAUCUGAGUAGCUUCAGUAAAGAAAAGUAUUAAUAUAAAUAUCAUGACAAUGAAUAUAAACAGGAAAGGGUAGAAGCCACAAAAUAUGAUACAAUUACUGAUAUUUGA